GAAGGCGUCACUGUCCCACCCCUGCUGGGCAGAGACACACAGAGAGAGAAUCCAGCCCCGCACACCGACACUCACAGGCGCUGUACUUCUCCUCCGACCCGCCGCGGGACCAGUCAACCUGUCGGGAAGAAAAGCAGCAGAAAGACGCUGGACUCUCUCUGCCAGCGGCGUAACGUCAUUCUGAGCAACUCACAGCAGCGCCGCUAGCGGGCUAAGCUAACAGGAGCGAGGCAGGCUAACGACAGUUGGCUAAAAGAAACUCCUGCUCCCCCGCUGAAGACCUCCCACUGCCGGGUGCUGGUCCUGGCAGACCCAGCGAUGUGAGCUGCUCUGGUGUGUUCAUGUGGAAAUCCAUACAGUGCCUGGACAAGUCCGCUUCCAUAGCUGGUCUGGAGGACCACACUGCUGCUGUGACGUAAACCCCCGGCAGACCUGCAGCUGAUUUGGCUGUCAAGGUUUUAUGUUGGCUUUGAUUGCAGCAUAGCAUCCUCCCCCAGAGCAGCCUCCUCUCCUCCUCUCCUCCACUCCCUCUGCUCGCCCUGUUGGGACUACUAUGCCUCUGGGUCUGGGAAGAAGGAAGAAGGCGUCCCCGUUGGUCGAGAACGAGGAAGCGGAGCCCAUCCGCGCCGGUCUCAAUGUGCCAGGCAUGGACGGGCUCGACGGAGGCGUUCUUGGCCUGGGCGAAGGUGCCACCUCCGAAGGUCUGCCUCCUCCGCCCAGCAGCAUGCGGCCUCGCCUCAUCUUCCACACGCAGCUCGCCCACGGCAGCCCCACGGGCCGCAUCGAGGGCUUCAGCAACGUGCGGGAGCUCUACGCCAAGAUCGGUGAGGCUUUUGGGAUACCGCCGUCUGAGGUUAUGUUUUGCACACUGAACACUCACAAGGUGGACAUGGACAAACUCUUGGGAGGUCAGAUUGGACUAGAGGACUUUAUUUUUGCCCACAUUAAAGGACAGAAAAAGGAAAUAGAGGUGUUCAAAGGGGAGGAUGCACUGGGGCUGACGAUCACCGAUAAUGGAGCCGGCUACGCUUUCAUCAAGAGAAUCCGCGAGGGGAGCAUCAUCCACCAGAUCCAGGUCAUCAACGUGGGCGACAUGAUCGAGUCGAUCAACGGCCACCGCCUGAUUGGCUGCCGACACUACGAGGUGGCCAAGAUGCUGAAGGAGCUGCCCAGAGGGAAGGAUUUCACCAUCAAGCUGGUGGAGCCUCUCAAGGCCUUCGAUAUGAUCGGCCAGCGGUCCGGAGGGUCCAGGUCGUCCUCGGGGGUUCAGCUGGGGACGGGCAGGGGAACCCUGCGGCUGCGAUCCAAAGGUCCGGCUACCGUGGAGGAACUGCCUUCUGCAUUUGAGGAAAAGGCCAUUGAGAAGGUGGAUGACCUUCUUGAGAGCUACAUGGGCAUCAGAGACAGCGAGCUUGCGGCUACCAUGGUUGAGCUUGGGAAGGACAAAAAGAACCCUGACGAGUUUGCCGAGGCGUUGGACGAAACCCUGGGAGACUUCGCCUUCCCGGACGAAUUUGUGUUCGACGUUUGGGGCGCCAUCGGAGAUGCCAAGGUCGGACGGGUGUAACCACUGGAAUCGAUGGAGCAGAACGAUUUCUGUGUGCGACAUGACGCCCUACAACAUUUAGCACUACUAGGAAAACGCAAACACUACCGUCACAAGUUUGUUUUACUCCGGUGUAUACUUCUACUGUUUUUGUUUUUUUUCAUUUCGGGCGUACCUUCUGGGAGACUCUGCUUCGUCAAAGAGGAUAAUGCCAGUUAAUGGGAGAAGAAAAGGUGACUCUGACUUACCAAGUGCUUUUAUAUGUCUUCCGGCUUAAUCCCAAAACUACAAGCACGCUGCCGAGCAUUCCCCUCGACCGCAUCACGUGACCCUGCAUGUCAUUGUUGUAGUUGCUGGCAUUGGAACAAGUGCAGCACAAGUCUCUACUUUGGGGGAAAAAAAAAAAAUGAACGGCAACAGCGAACGCAAAGUAGAUAUGUGAUACUUGGCAUAAAGAAAUGUGAUAUAUUUUCCCCCCACUGUUGCUCUGCGCUGUAAACCAACAGUAGAAGUGAACAGCGAUCGCACUGUACCUCACCUGGUGAGCGUCGUCGGCCUCCCUGAAAUGCAGCAGUGUCGUCCUGAACCACUCGAUAUUACUGUUGUGGAUCCGUUUUUACAAGCAUGUGCUGUUAUAUUUUUUAUCGUCAUCAUGAAUUCUGCUGGUUCAAUGUUUUGUUAUUUUAAGUCAAAGAAACAUGCGUGGCUACAGAAGGGUCAUUUUAAACUGUAGCUCCUGACCUUUUUUUGCCCACUGUUCACACACACACUCCAUGCUUUGUGUGUGUGUGUGUUUCUGUGAGAUAAAUGGAGACGGUGGCACAUUCCAGUCUUACGUACCCCACAUCUGACAGUGUUAAAGAGAAUCAGUGUUAAUUAACCUGUGGUUGAAGGUCGUUCUAUGGGAAAUGAGAAGCAGAUCAGUUUCCAGGUUUGUGGAUUGUGUUGACUUAUUUUUUUUUAUAUAGCUGGUGUUUUUUAUAUAAAGUGAUGUGAUAUCUAUUUUAAAACAAGUGUUUAACAGAUGAAGAAUUUGAUCUUGUAACUACUUUGUUUUGAAGCAGAAAAGUAUAGAAAGAAGAGAGACUGUGAAACGGAGAAGUUGUAUUAGGAAGAAAGAAAGAAAAUGGAAUUGGUGAAGUACAAAAAGCCUUUAUUUAAUUUUUUUUCCUCAUUUCAUGCAAGUAUAUCUUCGUUGGAGCAGAAGGAUACCAAACUACUUCCACCAUGUGUCACAGUUACAUGUGUUCACAGAGAGGAAAAACAGGCAAUGUUGCACCAACUACUAUGCGUAGGUAAACAGAACGUCUUAAAAAAAACAAAAAAACUUUGGUGUUAACCUUUUCAGUGUGUCCAAAUUUAUGAAGCUACUUUUGUUGUUUUUGUUUCAUUCUUUAGAGUUGAUGAAAAUCUAAACUGGGGUCAUGUGAUGAAAAAAACAACAUGAUGCUAGAACACUGUAACACUGAGAAGAACACGUUCAUUUGAUGGCUUUGUAUUACACUGUUGUCAUUGUCCAAUUGUAAUGCAAUAAUAACAUUGACAUGGCA
Messenger RNA from Scophthalmus maximus (turbot), 3096 nucleotides. RefSeq names its product GIPC PDZ domain containing family, member 1 (gene gipc1). NCBI's taxonomy places the organism in Eukaryota, Metazoa, Chordata, Actinopteri, Pleuronectiformes, Scophthalmidae. Bases 554 to 1567 code for a protein of 337 amino acids. Gene Ontology annotation, molecular function: protein binding. The record is from RefSeq and is a predicted model, not a curated record. The transcript is spliced from 7 exons.